This is a messenger RNA of Serpula lacrymans var. lacrymans S7.9, 1365 nucleotides long. RefSeq lists its product as uncharacterized. The coding region runs from base 1 to 1365 and encodes 454 amino acids. The transcript is spliced from 4 exons. The record is from RefSeq and is a predicted model, not a curated record. NCBI's taxonomy places the organism in Eukaryota, Fungi, Basidiomycota, Agaricomycetes, Boletales, Serpulaceae.
AUGUCUUCUCAACAAAGCUCUCGUCAUUUUUCCCUCGACGAAAUGUAUGGUGCACCCAUGUUCCAAAGGGCUUAUCAACAAGCUCCCCAUCCCCCAGCAGACUACACUGGGUACAACAGUCAGGCAAGUGCAUCGACAAUCAGAUAUCAACCUCAUCAAUUUGCCAUGCACUAUCCCCCACACUUGAUGCAACCAGCGCACAAUAUGCAUCAGUAUGGACAACCUGGGGUGCCCCUACAACUGCUUGUGCCACUGCCUGUGCAACAUUAUGUGCAGCCGCCCUCCCAGCCACCCGCAAAUGAUCAGCCGCCCCCCAGUACACAACGAGUUGGGCCUAAUGUGGAGGUCCGUACAGGCGUGUAUGCAUUCACAACCUCGGUUGUGAAUGAUGAUAGCAAGAUGGACUUUGAGGCCACUACCGACAUGGACUGGGUUCAGUUUCGGCGCCAAGUCUUCAACCUGCUUGAUGGGCCUGAGCAAGACAUUCAGCUGGCAUAUAAGUUGUCGGGUGACACAGGCAAGCCAUCACAUAUGAACAACCACCACGACUUUACAGCUGUGAUGGACCGACUUGUAAACAAAGCACGAGUUGCUCAAACACGAGUGGUAAUGCUGGAAAUCAAGAACAUAACUAAGCCAACAGCACCGGUUUCAAAAGGAAAAAAACGAAGUAGGACAGAGGAUAUACCACCACCCUUGAGUGACGAAAUGUCAUCACAGUUAAAGGCAUUCAAGCAGCUGGAGAAGGCUACUCAGUGCGAGCUGCACCAAGGUCAUUGCUUCAUUGACAGGCCAAGUGGACGUGAUGUCCACCGCCAUCUCAGCCAUGAUGAAAUGACCUUUACACAGCCAAGACAAAAGUGUCCUAGUCCUAAAAAGUUAUCUUUGCUGCCGCUGUCCCCCAAAUGCAAGUUGACACCUGAAGAUGGCCCUAUUGUCAAAUAUCCGCCUAUUGGGGACUUGGUUGAGUUGAUUGAUGUCAAAUUUCCACACCUAAAAGUCAACCAGGUGUUAAAUGCGUCAUUUACAGCUGGUGUCCGAAUAUCUGAACAAGUUGUUAUUAUGCCCGUCAAAAAGCUGAGCUCUGUAGGAAAAAUGGGUGACCAAAGGGCUAGGAUCAUACAAUCCUAUGCAAAAUGUUGCAUCCUGUCAGUCUUUGGGUUAAAAGGAGAGGGUAAGGAAACAGCGAUAAACAUUGCAGCUACUCUGCAACACUACCACAAACAUCCAAAGCAUGAGGAUGAUGAUGAGAUUGAGAUAAUUGAUCUAGGCUGCAAAGAGGUGAUUGACGUGGAUGAGGAAGAUGAGGGUGAGGAUGACCAGGACUCAUCAUCAGCAGAGGGGGAGGAGGAAAUCAACUACUGA